Messenger RNA from Pelobates cultripes (western spadefoot toad), 8247 nucleotides. NCBI's taxonomy places the organism in Eukaryota, Metazoa, Chordata, Amphibia, Anura, Pelobatidae. The record is from the annotation of a GenBank genome assembly.
AUGAUAAAAGAAUUAUGUAAUGGGUUCAAUCUGAAGGCCUUUCUAGCGGAGCUGAUUGGAACCCUAGUGUUUGUUUUUGUUGGCUUAGGGUCAACUCUGGCAUGGCCUUCAAGCCUUCCAACCGUCCUGCAGAUAUCAUUCACUUUUGGCUUGGGAAUAGGUACUCUUGUCCAGACAGUGGGGCACAUAAGUGGGGCUCACCUCAACCCAGCGGUGACAAUAGCCAUGGUUUUAGGGGCUCACAUUUCCUUCGCACAAGCCCUCUUUUAUAUAAUUGCCCAGCUGAUAGGAGGUGUGGUGGGGGCAGGUUUACUGUAUGAAUUUUCUCCAGCUGAAAUCAGAGGAGGUUUUGGCAUCAAUCAGGUAAGUUUUAUACACAGAUUACAAAAUGAAUCCUUUCCACUGAACUUGAUGAUAAAACAUUUCCAUUGACAAUUAUUUUUUUCUUUCAAUGUACUAUUGUCAGUUAUGUGAUUUCAAUGCUGCUUAUGCAUCCCUGAAUGAAGUUCAUAGGUGAAACAUAUUUCUUCCAUCACAAUAAUAACUAACCUCUUAAACCUUUUCUCAUGCUAUCCUACGCAGUUUGUAUUAUUUACCCUUUUGAGAUCCCAUUAUUGUUAUUUAUUUAUUUUUACAAUGUGCAUCAGGGAUUUGUAACUUAAAUAUUCUGUCGCAAACACACAAAAAAGCUUCACAAAAAGUUUUUCUUUCUGAAAAGUUUAUAGUUAUAAAUUAUAGUUAUUGGGGUUUGGUUUUUAUAUAUAAUGUUAUAAGAGAAAAGUUAUAAAAUAAUACAUUUAUUAUACUGUAAGUUAUAUUCCCCAGCCAAGUAAUGGAACAAGCCCUGGACAAGCUUUUGCCAUUGAAGUUUUCCUUACAUUACAACUGGUUCUCUGCAUCUUUGCCUCGACGGACAGCCGCAGAACUGAUAAUGUGGGUUCUCCAGCCAUAUCCAUUGGACUUUCAGUUGUACUGGGACAUCUACUUGGGGUAAGUAGCAUGGUUAAAACUAACGAUCAGUUGAAGAUAAUGUCACAGAUAUAGAGCUUUAGUGUAAGUGGAGGAGGAAUAUUGACUGUAUACUGUAUGGAGGGAUAAGAGCUGUGUUUGGAGAGAUACAGGCUAUAUUGUGAGGGGACAUACGAGCUGUAGUGUCUGUGUGAGUGAUGAUAGAGGCUGAAGAAUGUGUGCAAAAUUGGUAGGUACUAAAAUAAUACACAUUAUUAAUUACCUCUUGUGUACCUUGAACCAUGGAUGGGGAAAUGAUCCCUGGUGGUCCAGUGGGUAGAGCAUGUAGUGGGCUGAGCUGCUGACAGUAAGAUGACAAUUCUCUUAUAUGCUCGCAGAAGCAAUACACAUGAUCUGCACUUACUGUAGCAUAUGUGUAGACAACAAUCAUUCUGCCCCUCCCCCCCCCCCAUAUAUUAGAGUGCCUGGUUGAGCUCUGAGCAGUAGAGUGAUCUCUUUGAACCAGUGCUUGGGUAGCGUUGGCCCUUCAUGUGAGAAGUAGAGUGAUCUCUCUGAGCCAGUGCUUGGGUAGCGUUGGCCCUUCAUGGGCUGCCUGAGGACAUCUUUUUGGGGCCCCCAUUGCAUCCCACCUGCCAGUUGCCCAGUUUGCCCAAUAUAAAGGCCAGUCCUGAUAGUACUAAACUGAGGCAAACCAUGUGGCUGUUUACUGGUGAUCAAAUGUUACCAAAAUAUGAAAGUAUACUUACACAAUAUAUGGUCUAUUCUAAUCGCAUUUGCAAUUCCUUAUUGAAUGAAAUUAGUAGAUUUGUUUUAGAGAUACAAAAUUCUAAAUAUAUAUAUAAAAUAAGUCACAUGUUAAGAGAAGAAAUGCUACGUUUUGAAAGAAGGAAUGUCCUAUGUUAAACAGUGCAUGACUACCAAAAUGUAAAAAACUGACAUGUGCACAUGUUGUUACAUGUAAAUAAGGAAGCAUUUUAAAUUCUCUUCUUAAGUACGCAUAUAAUGUGUUAACUUGUUUAAUUAUUAUUCAUAGAUCUAUUAUACUGGCUGUUCAAUGAACCCUGCAAGAUCAUUUGCUCCUGCACUGAUUACAGGAAACUUUAAUGAUCACUGGGUAAGAAUUUGAUAUAUGAUGAUAUUUAGAAAAGAAUAUCAGCCUCCAAUAUCUGAGUAACAAUUUAUUUUUUAUUUUUAAUUAAACAGUUUUUAAAUACAAUGUACAUAUAAACAGUAUAAAUGUGCAUGCUAGUCAAACAGAGACAAAGUUGGUAAUACUAUCCUUACCUUUUUGUGUCAUUUUACCCCACUCCCUCUAGCAUGUAAGCUCAUUGAGCAGGGCCCUCAACCCCUCUGUCCUGUGUGUCCAACGUGUCUGGUUACAACUACAUGUCUGUUCGUCCACCCAUUGUAAAGCGCUGCGGAAUUUGACGGCGCUCUAUAAAUAUCAUAAUAAUAAUAAUAGUUGAGGUCAGUUCUGUGUAGGUUUUUACCACAAAGAAUGUUUUUUAUUUUUUAGUUGAGUACCUAAGUAACCUCUUCAUUAUCUUCAUUAUCAAGUUGUUUUUAAUUGAAACAUGAGCUAUAGUUGGAAUUACUCAACUAUUCAUUAAUUCCUAACAGAAACGCUCAUGCUAUAUCUUAUCUUUUCAAUAUUUAAACAGGGUCUGAACUUUUAACAUUGAAGCAGAAUCCACUUAUAGUCAUAUAUAGCAAACAGAUUAUUAUUAUUAUUAUUAUUGGUAUUUAUAUAGCACCAGCUUAUUACGCAGCGCUUUACAAAUAAAAGGGAAUUUACCAAAUGAGACAAUAACAAAAUGUAACAGGAACAAUAGGUAGUUGAGGACCCUGCUCAAACGAGCUUACAGUCUAGAGGAGGUGGGGUAUAAAAACACAAUAGGAAGGGUAUUAAGAGAGACAGCAAAUAUACAUGGUGGGAAAGUAGCAGAACUGGAGGUAAGAGUGGAGUGUGGCCCUUUAGGAGAGAGCGAGAGGAAGGUUUGACAGAUAGAAGUUACUCUUGGAGGCCAUAAGCGUUCCUGAAAAGAUGGGUUUUGAGUGCCUUCUUAAAGGAUUGAAGACUAGGGGAGAGUCUGACAGGGAUAAGCAGGUUGUUCCAAAGGAGAGGAGCUGCCCGUGAGAAGUCUUGCAGGCAUGAAUUUGCACUAAGGGUGCGAGCAGCAGGCAGGAAAAGGUCACCAGUAGAGCAGAGAGACCAAGAGGGGACAUACCUAUGAAUCAGUGAGGAAAUGUUAGAGGGGCUAGAGCUUUAUAGGUAAGGCAUAGUAUUUUAAAUUGACAUCUCUAGGGGACAGGAAGCCAGUGUAAGGAUCGACAGAGGAGUGAGGUGUGAGAUGCGUGACAGGAGAGAAAGAUCAGCCUGGCAGCAGCAUUCACCACAGAUUGUAGGGGGGCAGUACAGCUUCUGGAGAGGCCAAUUAGGAGAUAAUUACAGUAAUAAAUGCAAGAGAUUACUAGAGCAUGAACAAGCUCCUUAUUAUAUUAUUAUUAUUAUUAUUGCGUAAGCAAGGGGCGUAUGUUUUUAAGUUGGAAUCAACAGGUUUUAGCAACAGACUGGACAUGAGGUGCAAAGAUGAGGCCGGGAUCAAAAGUGACACCAAGACAGCAAGCUUGAAAGGAUGGGGUGAGGCAGGUACCGUCAACCUGCAGGGAGAGUGAAGGAGGAGGAUCAGUGAGAAGGAAAAGUAUGAAACUCAGUUUUAGAGAGAUUGAGCUUCAGAAAGAGGGAGAACAUCUAAUCAGAGAUAGAAGAAAGGCAAUUGGUGACAUGUAGGACAGCAGGGUAGAGGUCAGGGGAGGAAAGAUAUAUCUUGGUGUUGUCAGUGUACAGGUGGUAGUGGAAUCCAAAUGAAUUAAUUUGUUUGCCAAGAGGGUCAGUAUAAGAGAGAACAAAAGAGGUCCAAGAACUGAACCCUGAGUAACUCCAACUGAGACAGGACGAGGAGAGGAGGUGCUGUUGGAAAAAGAGACACUACAGGAGCAUUGGGAGAGAUAGGAGGAGAACCAUGAGAGGGCUGUGUCACAGAGACCAAGAGAUUGUAGAUAUAGGAGAUGGAGGACAUGAUCAACAGUGUUAAAGGCAUCAGAGAGGUCAAGAAGAAUUAGUAUGGAGUAGUGGCCUUUGGGUUUGGCUGUGAUUAGGUCAUUUGUAACUUUAAUAAGAGCAAUCUCAGUAAAGUGGAGGGGGCAAAGGUCAGAUUGAAAAACAAAUUAUGAUUAUUAUUAACAUUUAUUUGGCACCAAACUUAUUCCACAAUACCAAAUGUAAUGCCAUAAUGAAAAAAAUAAUGUCAGUAUGGAGAAAGGCAUGUAUGUUCACAUACAUUUAAAGGGCCACUAAAGUCACCCACACCACUUCAACUCAAUGGAUCAUUUUGUCAUGGAUGUCAUUUUAACCCAGCAAUGUAAAACAUUGCAGUUUAGUAGAGACUGCAAUACGAGGUCUCUCCGGAAAGUAUCCAGUUAUGUAAUAGAGACAUUUAUUGAAGAAGAUACAAGAUACAAGAAACAUUGUACAUAGGACAAUCAUGGCUCAGUCCCCUUCAGAGUAUGCACCAUGGGAUCUCACACAGUUCUCUUCCACUGUUCAAAACACUCUGCAAAAUUUUUUGUUGGAAUGGCUAUCAGCUACCUCGUCUUAUUUACCUGAAUCUCCUCCAUGGCCUGAAAUAUCUUCCUUUCCUUUUCAAAGGUGUUCUUAGUUUUGGGAAAAGCCACAAUCUUUCAACAGAUUCUCAAUAGUGAUGUCCUGAACGGUUCGCCGAACAGUUCGCCACGAACGGUUCGCCACAAACUCAUCGUUGAGUAAACUUUGACCCUGUACCUCACAGUCAGCAGACACAUUCCAGCCAAUCAGCAGCAGACCCUCCCUCCCAGACCCUCCCACCUCCUGGACAGCAUCCAUUUUACAUUCAUUGUGAAGCUGCAUUCUUAGUGAGCCAGGAGGUGGGAGGCUCUGGGAGGGAGGGUCUGCUGCUGAUUGGCUGGUAUGUGUCUGCUGACUGUGAGGUACAGGGUCAAAGUUUACUCAACGAUGAGUUCGUGGCGAACCGUUUGGCGAACCGUUCGGGACAUUGCUAAUUCUCAACCAUCUUUGAAGCAUUUGUGCCAUACUUUUAUUUGCACUGCACUCAUUGCAUUAUACCCGAAAGCCAUUUGAAUCGCCCAAAUAGUUUCCGCAGAGAAAUGUUCAAGCUUAACGCAAACUUUGAUGCAGAUUUGUUGCUCUGCUCACUCACUCAUUUUGAAAUCAACAGCCAUGCAGUACACAUGCUCACUCAAUCGCAUCUAGUGCCCCCACUGGUUAGUACAGAGAAGUAGUCACUGUUGCUGCAUACGUUUUCCAGUCCACACUUCUUGGCUGCCAGGUUACAGCAAUGUUGCGCAAACCGUUCUCGUUAUAUUAACAAUUACUGGACUUUUUCCAGACAGACCUAGUAUUUACAUUGCUUGGUUCAAUUCACCUCUAGUGACUGUCUUCCUGAAUCACUAGAGGUGCUUCCUCCUGAAAUUCAGUCCUGAAAUCAAAUGCUGUGAUAACAGCAUUUGAUUAAAGGAACACAGCAUUUGGCCACCCAUGCCAAGUUCCAAGCCAUUGCUUGUCUAUGAAAUGCAGUGGAUUGGAGGAGAAAGCGGGUGCUGACAUCAACAAAGGAGAUGAUAGAGACUUCUUCAGAGGUGUCCUGGCACUGGAAAGGUGUUGAGUAAUCUUUUUAAACUUUUAUUGAGGAAAGGUGGGUGUUGACAAAAGUAGAAGGAAACAUACAGUCCCCAAAAAAACAGUUUUUUCAUAAGACUAUAUGUUCUCUUUAAGUUCAGUUACACCAAGAAAAUACAAUAUACAAAGCACUGCAGGCUUCUGUUGCAGCCUAUAAAAAAAAUCUCUAUGGCAUACUCACUUGGUAAGAACCCUUCCUUCUUCACCUUAGUAGUUAUUAGAAUGCAGCCAUACAUUUAUUCACACUGGCAUAUUAAUAUGACAUACUGAUAUACUUCUCCAACAUACCUCUGAAAUUUAGCUGUAGCUACAAAAGUUACAUUUAGCUUGUGGCUCAAAAUUUCCAAUUGCCCACUAGCCAUUAGCGAGUAAAAAUUCACCCUUGGUGAAUAUGCCUUUGAUCUUUUGAGCUUGCUGUGGCAAGUAACUUUUAGGCCAAGCUGAUAGCAUAACUUUUAAACUGUGACUUCGUAGAUGGGUUUGCAAUUAAAACAAAUUCAUUUCCAGUGCUCACAACACAUACACCCCGAUAAUACACAAGCUCUAUCAACUGAUACAUCAUAAGACUUCAUUAUAAUGCGCUUUCGGGACACAAACUGUUCCAAAUGUGUUAGAAUGAAAAAAAUAAGUGUGUUUAAUGCUUGUGAAUAGGUAACUUAGAUGCCAGACUAACACACUUUAGAGACAGAAUGUACAGUUCCUUGGCAUGUCUUCAAUAGAAGGUACUGUACUCUACAGUGCCAUAAUUCAAACAAUAUUUGUUCCUGUAAAUGUACAGUGUUCCUCAUGACUUGGUAUGGAACAAAUUCUUAUAGAGCAAACAGACUGCUUUUUGUUUUGCUUUUUUAAUUAAAUAAAGGGAUUAAAGGUAGAGAGUCUGUGCUAACCUUGGCACUUUGGACAUUUGUGAACUACACUUGUCAAGUUAUUCAGUCAUUCUUUACUCAGGCUAAGCAUUUUGGGAAGUCAGGUCUACAAAUCGUACAGGCCUAUGCUCUUGCUCUUUGUAAUUGUCAUUCAAAUUAAUGGUCUUGACAAAUGAGUUGAGAUGAGAACUUAAAAUAUGGAUUGCAAUGUAACAUAAAGUCUAACAUACUUAGGGGGACAAUUCAUCAUAAAAAAACUUUCAAACUCAAUUUAAGUUCAUGUAAUUCAGUUUAUUAUGUAAUGCAUAUGUGUGAUUUAACUUCAGUUUUUCAAUCACUGUAAAAGCAUUUACCACCUUAAUGCUCAAGGAGUAGGGCAUCACAUAUAUAUACUCAAAAACAAUCUAUAAAACUCUGGAAUAUGACUCUUAAAAUAUGAUUUCUCAGUAUGUUAUAAUUUUAGACACCCAAAAUCUGCAGUUUUUCAAGUUUUACUCUUAAAAGACUUUUGUAGGUGAUGUUAUGACCGAUCAUGCUUACAAGAACCCUCCAAUUGCACAAAAAUCUUUAGCCUUCUUUAUGUUUGAAGAGUGACUUACAAGAACCCUCCAAUUGCACAAAAAUAUUUAGCCUUCUUUAUGUUUGAAGAGUGACGUAUAAAUGAACCCUGUUACACCUCCACAACAGCCAAUCGUGCUGCUUCUUAGUAGUUUAGCCCUGUGGAGCAAACUCAAGAGGCAGCCAAAUGUCCUAGCACCUGACUUGCAAAGACUUCUCAACAAGCUGUAAUGCAGCUCACUGAGAAGUCUGAUUGGACAUCUACAGAAAGUCUGUACAGGGGAAGAAGGGGACGGUAUGCAGUAGCUGCAGAUAUUAGAUCUGCAGCUAUUGCAAGACACAAUUUCAUACACCCCAAUAAAACAUGCAAAACAAGUUACAUGCUUGUUUUAUUUGGAUAAUUCUACUAAUGAAUUUUUUUUUUUAAUGCAGUGUUGCUUAAACUCUCUGAAAUAGAGUGCUGAUAACAAUACUACAACUACAACUCACAGAAACCCUUAGUGUGUUCAUAAAGAAGUGCUUAUAGAAUACGGUUAGCAGUCCUUAACAAAGUUAAGUAAGCAUAAUAAUAACUAAGUUACUUCCGGGUCUGGUGAGAAGUCAUCACACAACUUGCAAAAAACUUAGAGUUAACCAUGGAGUGUCCCUUUAAGUAACGAAAGAAUAAUGAAUUAUACUCUUACUCAUAAGUAGAAGUAGAAAUGAAUUCUAAAAAUACAGUAAUAAAAACACAAAGCAUCAUUAAAAUGUAUGCUGAUAUGAAGCAGAACAUAUAAUUACACUAUUGUGAAUGAGCAUGAAUAUAAGUAUUUACAAUUUUAAUGAGUUUCCAUUUAAAGGGACAAGGUGAUAAAUGGUUGCUACUUUUUGAACUUAUCAAAAAAAAAUUAUGUCUUUCUUUUUUAUCAACAGAUAUUCUGGGUUGGCCCAAUUUCAGGUGCAGUCCUAGCAUGUCUGCUUUAUAAUUAUGUUUUUGCACCUUACGAUCUCAGCGCUAGCGAGAGACUGGAUAUCCUGCAGGGUAAAAUUGCUGAAGAAAAUGAAAGGGAAGAGAAACGAAAGCAAUCAGUGGACCUUAAUUCUCUCUACUGUCACCCAAAUAACAAAGAAAAAAUGUAA